Molecule: messenger RNA, 1308 nt
Organism: Aspergillus nidulans FGSC A4
Lineage: Eukaryota; Fungi; Ascomycota; Eurotiomycetes; Eurotiales; Aspergillaceae
Exons: 5
Coding region: 1-1308 (435 amino acids)
Source: RefSeq, a predicted model, not a curated record
AUGACAAGAAUCCUUCUUCUGUGGUUGAGACCGAGAAUCGUUCAGAUAAACAAUAUGUCAAUGAAGGUAGGUUGGUGCCAGCCAGAGUGCUGUGAUACCAUUAAUGCCUGGACUAGUCAAAUCAGCUAUGUAUCGCAUUUCAGCUCCGUAAUCCCAGCCUCUCCGUCAGCAACCGCCAGAUCGUUCCCAUCACAAUGUCUUUACGACGCAAAUCAUGCAACGCGUGCUUCAAAGGCCGGCGAAGGUUAUGCGUAUCCGCCUGUCAGCGUCUCAGGUAGUCAGCCGCACUCCGAGUCAGACAAUAGCCCUACGGCUCCAGCUAUGUGUGACGACUCUUUCGCCGCGCUACCGGGUGCGUCCGGCAGCCCUGGUCUGGACUUUUUAGAGACAAGCACUAUUCCAGAGAUUUUCGAUCAAAUUCAGCAGUUCCAGUACCCACCACUUCGCCGCAGAUCUACACCAACCUGGACCCCGCCAAGUCAAUCAAGCCUAACCCGGUUCCUCGGCACCCUCGGCGAGGUCCUGCCCAUCCAAGGAAGCAGUCAAAGCUGGCAAUGGCUUAUUGAGGAGCUGAAAAUUCACCCUUCGCAGUUCGCCAAACAAGGCGAAACGAUCUUCAUACAUCGGCGGCUCUAUCGCGAGUUGAUGCCACGGUCUAUCCGAAUGGCAUUUGGCAUCUCGUCUUCGUCGUGUCUUCUAUCCGACACAAACCGCAACACGUUGUUCAAAGCAAUCGAUAACGAAGUUAAUGAGCUGCUGAACAAUACUGAGCCAGCGACCCUUCUUGAUGAUCUUGCAAGGUUACAGGCGCUUCUUCUCUACCAGACUAUCCGGUUCUUCCAGGGGACCCUCGAACAAAGGUCAACCGCAGAACAACAACAAAGCCUCCUGACGGCGCGGGCUCUUCGACUCGUCUCCCGCUCACAAAGUGAGCUCACUGGAAAUGCAGCGGAUCGGCGUGCGUGGGUUCUUGCUGAAUGCAUCCGUCGCACUGCCAUAGUGGUGUACAUGCUCUACGGUGUGAGUUCGAUAUCCCGAGAAGGCGUUUGUGUGGGACUGCAUACGCUAGCGAAACUGCCAGUAUCAACAGCAGCAACGGCUUGGAAUGCUACUGAAGAAUUAGAUCGCGAGGGUGCCGUAGACAGGACAAUAUCAUAUGAGGAUUUCCUGGCAUGCUGGCUUGUCUCUACGCCGCGACGCCUGGAUCCGUUCGAGCGGUUGUUGAUUGUUCCUUGUCAAGGCGUAGAUGCAGUUGAGGCUUUCGAUAGUCUGGCUUUAGUUGGGAGUGGAGAUUUGGCUAUCACUUGA